Messenger RNA from Paralichthys olivaceus (Japanese flounder), 1236 nucleotides. Lineage: Eukaryota; Metazoa; Chordata; Actinopteri; Pleuronectiformes; Paralichthyidae. The record is from RefSeq and is a predicted model, not a curated record.
ACUCCGGUAACGUUCCCGCCAUCGUGGUUUCCUCAGCUCGGGUGUCACCUCCUUCCCUCAGCCCAUCGGUUGGGACAGCAUCUUCUCCUCCUGCAGUGCCAAGUGUAGAGCCGACUGCCUCGGCUGCGUCUCCUGCAGCAGCCUCCACCAGUAAUCCCGCUCCUUCUGCUGCUGCACCCAAUGUCGCCGCCGCCGCCGCCUCCGCCCCAGCUGCCCCUGCCCCAGCUGCCCCUGCCCCAGCUGCUCCCGCCCCAGCUGCCCCGGCCAGCAAGCCGUCAGCGGGCACCAACAACCAGGAGGAGGCAGCUCGUGCCCUGGCAGAGAAACGUAGACAAGCCCGAGAGCAGCGGGAGAGAGAGGAGCAAGAGCGUCUGGAGCAGGAGCAGAAGAACAGGCUCCUGCGGGAGGAGGCGAUGGCCCGGGAGGCCGAGGAGCGGAAGCGCAGAGAGGAGGAGGCUCGGUUCAUGGCCGAGCAGCAGCGUCUGAGAGACGAGGUCCAGCGAGCUCAGGAGGAGAAGGAGGAGCAGGAGAGAGCUAAAGCCGAGCAGGAGGAGAACGAGAGGGCGCAGAAACAGAGGGAGGAGGCCGAGGCAAAGGCCCGUGAGGAGGCCGAGCGUCAGCGCGUCGAGAGGGAGAAACACUUCCAGAAAGAAGAGCAGGAGCGACUGGAGAGGAAGAAGCGCCUCGAGGAGAUCAUGAAGAGGACUCGGAAGAGUGACGCAGGAGAGAAGAAGGACGUCAAAGCUUCUCCACAGGUCAACGGCAAAGACACAGAGCUCAAUAAAGCUCCUGGAAACCUGCAGAGCCCCAGUGCAGUCGUGAAUGGCGUGCAGGCAACCUCUCACCAAAAUGGCGUCUCAGCCAACGGAGAGGCGGCGGACUUCGAGGAGAUCAACCAGCUGAACAACGGCAGCAACCCCGGACAGCAGCAGAGCGGGCUGGUGGGCGAGCCGAUCCUGGCGUUCGAAGGAGGAGAGCCCUUCCUGAUGAAGACGGGCCCGAUGAAGCCUCAGCAUGUCGCAGAGGUCCUGUGAGUCCCCGCACAUCCAAUGGAGACGCGCCUUAUGUCUCUGCUUGAGCUACGAGAUUUCAUGCCUCACCACAGCGGCUUACAAACUGAGUGUGCCAAACAAACAACGAACUGCGCUGAAUCCACAUCGACAGUAUUUGCCGCAGAGGAUAACGAGGAGGAGAUAAACUCUGCCCGGAAGAAGAAAGUACUCAUCCGAAAUAUAU